Molecule: messenger RNA, 677 nt
Organism: Aphis gossypii (cotton aphid)
Lineage: Eukaryota; Metazoa; Arthropoda; Insecta; Hemiptera; Aphididae
Exons: 2
Coding region: 145-648 (167 amino acids)
Source: RefSeq, a predicted model, not a curated record
AGUGUUACCCAUUCCCGCGCAAACGCUUUGAACCGUUUGCCCGACAACGGAUAACCAUAAUAAUAUUAUAAUAUAAAAUCGUGUUUAUAAACAAUUUAUAAUAACACAAUAUUGAUAAUUAAUAUAUACGUCUAACUUGCAACCAUGACGAAGUCAGAUCAUAAAAAAAAAACCGAAAAAACGAUCACCGUUCGGCAGAGAGAUGCGUCUUUGGUGCCGAUCGUGUGGCAAGUGAGUCACAUGGCUGGGUACGCGUUGACUGCCGUGAUAAGUGCUACCUGUAGCAUCGUGUUUUACUUGGCCGUGGCCAAGUCAACUUAUCGCUGCUACCCGUACAACGAGGUACUUGUCGUGCAGGAAUUUUCCAGGGAAAGGAACCAAACGUUGCUGAAAGACGAACAGAUAUGGUACCGGAACAUGAAUUGUUACGACCCGUUCAUAUUCUCGUUGACAGUGUCCAUCGGCUCGAUCGUGUGGAUGAGUUUGUUUCUGGUGUUCGGUCGCGGUGGAUCUCUCCUCUCCGAAGAGUCCGAACACACCAAGUACUUCAGAUAUUAUUGUGGUGUCAAAGUGCUUUGUGUACGUUUAAUUUUCUAUUGGCUGUUUACCGCUGCGCCAUGGGCGUGGAUUUCGAAGUACAUAUUUUAGAGGACGACGAUGACGACGACGAUGAGGAG